Molecule: messenger RNA, 1095 nt
Organism: Eubalaena glacialis (North Atlantic right whale)
Lineage: Eukaryota; Metazoa; Chordata; Mammalia; Artiodactyla; Balaenidae
Gene: CATSPERZ
Product: catsper channel auxiliary subunit zeta
Exons: 5
Coding region: 1-1017 (338 amino acids)
Biological process (GO): sperm capacitation; flagellated sperm motility
Cellular component (GO): CatSper complex; sperm principal piece
Source: RefSeq, a predicted model, not a curated record
AUGCUCUGCUUGUUUAACCAAAGAGCCCUCUCUCGACCGACCGGACUGAAACCUGGGGAGGAGGCUACGGGUUGCUUGUCUGCCACUCUCUGCUCCUGGCCCUCUCCUCACUUCAUCCAUUUCCAGAACCCCAAGGCUUUCUGUCUCGCUGUGCGUCUGGGCCUGUCCCUCACAACAUCUCACGACUGUGCCUCAAAGCCUGCAUCAAUAAACGAAAACAGUCUGCACCGCUGCGGGCGUGGAGCUCCGGGGACGCGAGAGGGUGUGCGAGUGCUUGCGUCGUCGGGCCACCUCCGGGGCAAGUCAGGCCUCACCCACGACCCCCAGGCCGAACCCUCUCCCUACCCCGACCCAUCGGUCAAGGCGCGGGACUCUUGGCUGUGCUUGGACGGGUGUCUCUGCCUGGAGGCGUUGGCCAAGUCUUCGGGCCACCGUGGCUCAGGCAAGUCGAGCCCGCACGACAUCCGGAAUCUGUGGACCACGGCCACGCUGUCGCAGCCGAAGCUGAAUGUGCCGCUGCCUACUGUCCGUGAGGACUCGGAACUGGAGGGCAGCAGCGUAGGCGGCAAGACUCGCUGGUCGUACAACCAAAAGGCUGGCCACGACUCGGACGGUGGCUGCGAAGAAUCGGAUGACGGAGAGGACAAGGACAACUUCAAGCCAGAGGAGCUGGACGAGCACGCCUUGAUGGAGCUGGAGAUGCGCCGCGGCAGCUCCCUGGGAGGCCCUUUAGAGGAGGACGAUUCCAAGACCGACAGCGAAAAGCCUUCCUCAGUGUCAUCGCUCAAUAUCUCGAGGCACACACCCCAUCGAGCCUACUGGGUGGAGCAGCAGAGCAGGCUGCCCCUGCCCCUGACUGAACUCAUGGAGAAUGAAGCUCUGGAAAUCCUCACCAAAGCCCUCCGGAGUUACCGAUCGGAGAUCGGCCGGGACCACUUCCUGACCAAGCAGCUGCAGCGAUACAUCGAGGGGCUCAAGAGGCGCCGGAACAAGAGGCUGCAAGUCAUGGUGAUCUGAGAGCACCGCCUCGGGCUCGAGUGACCGCCCGACUCCAGCCAUGGUCCCAGAUCCAAGCCCGACCCUGUCCACGUGGAU